Messenger RNA from Caenorhabditis sp. 36 PRJEB53466, 1642 nucleotides. Lineage: Eukaryota; Metazoa; Nematoda; Chromadorea; Rhabditida; Rhabditidae. The record is from the annotation of a GenBank genome assembly.
AUGCAAACUUGGAUCCUUCUCGCCUCCGCACUUCUACCAGUGCUCCUAGCUUCCUACUGUGGACAGUCGGCCAUUCCAUACACCUUCCAAGUGAGAAAUCAUUGAGCAGAUGAGUUCAAUACUUUUCCAUACAGGUUUUGCGGUCAGGAUUCCCAGUUCUCGGGUGUGCCAGACCAAAAUGCUUUGGAUGGACAGCUAAUGGAACUCGAGCUGGUGAAACCGCUCAGUUCUACAGAGUAGCCGCAAAAGACGAUGGAUACUUGAGAAGAUCCGACCAAUUCAUCAGAAACCCUAGCAAGAAUCCAAAUUUUGUUCCACAACUUGCGGUAAUCCCAUUAAAAUCUCGACAAUACCGUUCGAACAUCGUUUUGUUCUAUUAGAUCUGCACCGAUGAAUACAAAUCGAAUAGCUGCGAGGAGGGCGAAUGGGUCGGAGGUCUCUCGCCACAAUCGGAUCCGUUCACCGACAAACUCGAGGUACGCCUCAAUCAAACAUCUACCGCCGAGCGAAAGUGACAAUCUUUUUUACGUUAAGAUCAAAUGCUGCAGCUAUCAAGUCCUUAUCAACUCACAAGACCGCGGAAACGCCGUCGUGAAACAGGGACAAUUGGUUGUUGGAGGAGAGGUUCUGGAAAACGAAAAACUGGUUGCUUUCGAUUACAUCUCCAAUCUGAGCAAGACCGUUUCGAAGAACGGAACGUGAGUCUGACCGAUUGUAUCGCACUGGAGUAGCGUAAAACUUUUAGCGUUGUCUAUGUGGCUACUGUCAAGAGAAUGCCAUGUUUCGAUGAGGAACAAACUAUUUUGGAUACUAAGAAACAGGAGAACACGAUUGUCGAGGCGGCCGCUGCAGUUGAGCAGGAAACCACUGCUGUCCCGACUCAUCAGCCAUCCGCGCCAGUGCCACAGACUUAUCAGCACGCCGCCCCAACUAUCAAUAUCCAGCCAUACACAGCUCAAAAUCAACAAGCUGCUCAGGGACAGGGUCCGUAUGUGAAUGGAAACACGAACAAUGUCGCCACCAAUUAUGGACAAUUCUCUCAGCAAGCCUAUGGAGUUGCCCAGAACGGACAAUGUAACAGUGAAAUCACAGAAAAAUGAAAAUAUUGUUGCUUUUCAGACUCUGGAUACCCACAGUACAGCCAACAACAAGCUCAGCAGCCACAGUACAGCCAACAACAAGCUCAGCAGCCACAGUACUACCAAGACCCAUUCGCCGCUAUGUUUCAGCAGCAACAACAGGCCCUUCAGCAACAAGGUGACCUAUCAAUUGCCACAUUAGGAUCAUUGAACUUUGGGUUGCAGCACUGGCGAAUCAGCAGCAACAACAGCAGCAGCAGCAGCAACAAAUAGCCUUUGUCCCACUGCCACCAUUCCCACAACAGAUGAUCUUCCCGCCAGCACCUCAGGUCCCAGCCGCCGGGGUCCAGCCUGUUGUUGCCGCCGGAGUUCCUCAAGUUCCAGUUGCUGCACUACCAGCGGUUCCAAUCCAAAUCACAUCGACACUGCCACCAAUGACUCUUCCAAAGCUUGAGGAUCUUCCAAAACUGCAAAUUCCAAGCGUUGAAGACGUCGAACAAGUCAUUCCUCCAGUGCAGAGAGCCAUUCUGACCAGUGUGGCCAAGUUCUUCGGAGUUCUCUAA